Messenger RNA from Mustela erminea (ermine), 5747 nucleotides. RefSeq names its product short chain dehydrogenase/reductase family 9C member 7 (gene SDR9C7). The transcript is spliced from 4 exons. Lineage: Eukaryota; Metazoa; Chordata; Mammalia; Carnivora; Mustelidae. The coding region runs from base 2997 to 3938 and encodes 313 amino acids. The record is from RefSeq and is a predicted model, not a curated record. Gene Ontology annotation, molecular function: oxidoreductase activity.
CUCUGUCUCUCAAGCAAAUAAAUAAAAAGAAAGAAAGAAUGGAAGGAAGGAAGGAACGAACAAAUGAACAAACCAGCUGUUGAGUUGUUUUGAAACCUUGAUGUCCAUUGAUUAUUUUUGACUCAAAAGUUGAAACUUUGCCUAGGUCCAGUGAUGGGAACUGUGGCCUUGGGGAGCAGUGGGGUGUGAGUCCACGAAAGGAGGAGCCCGGUGCCUUUAUGGAGAUCAAGGGAGCAGGGGGAUAACCUGAGGGGGAUUUCAAGAGGGGAGUUAGAUCACCCCCUUCCUUCCACAGAAGUGGGGGGCCAAUGUUUCCUUUCCAGGAUUUAUCAAGUAACGUGGGGUCACAGGAGACCCAGGGGUGGACAGACAAGGAGAAGUCACUAAAGCACUGGCAGGCCCCAGUCCCUUUCCCAGGGACAUCAAGCCUCUUUCCUCAGCAGCAUCCUCUCUGCAGCCCUCUGUCCCCUCCUUUAGAUUUAUGCCCCCAACUGCGGCCCUCCCCAGCUUCCGCAGCCCAGGUCUCCCUUCCCCCAUCCUCCAGGGGAGGAGAAUGGGAGUCACUUGUGGACCCCAGUCUUUCGUUUCCUGCUAACCUUUGCUGAGCACCUACUGUGUGCCGGCCAGGAAUUUCCUCAGUUACCCAGCCCUUCCUGCAACCGCGGACUCUCUAUGUCCCCACUUCUCUGAAGAUGUUCUGAGUAGGGACUGAAAAGAGAAAGCAUUUGCAGAGAGUGGUGUUGGUUCCUGAGCUGAGGACAAAUGAGCUGGGAGCUGUCUCAUCAGGUGUCUAAGUUUUCUUCCCUCAGUUUCAGACCAAGGCCAUGGAGCCUUUAGGGGGAUCUAAUACUACAGAAUGACAUUAGUGUUCUUGGUGAAAACAAAACGAGGUCAGAUGUUGGUGUGUCAUUCAUUCUGACCCAUGCAGUAGAUGCUAGAAAUGGUCUGAAGGAGCUCUAGGCCCCUCUCUGCUGACCACACUAGUGAGCAGAGGUGUGGAUGGAGCCCAACCACCAGCCUGACCUGUCAGCCUCAGGUGCCUACUCAGCAGGGGGACUUGUCAUCAGAGAGUGGGGCAUUUCAAGCCCUAGGAAAAGAGCCCUUCUCCGUGGUUCCCAUUCCCCACUGCAUGACCUGCUUUUCAUAGCUGUUGGGAGUCUGAACCCAGGGGAGCACUGCCGUAAUCAUCCGUCAGCACAGAGGCCCAUGAAAUGGUGAGUCAGGCCAGGUCCUGUGUUGGAGUCGUUCCAAGUCAUCCUUUUCUAAAUCCAGAGACAGCCCCUGGAUGUCACCUGUCUUCUCAAGAACUAGGAUACUCCUGGGACUACUCAGCCCUUGAGCGACAUUGUCGGACUUCCCUUAGCCAAGAUUGCUCUAUUCACCUACCCGGGAGUCAGGGUUGGGACAUACCUCCCCAGCUGAGCGUGGGAGUUGUGCCUUGGGCUGGGUGUGCCAUGGGUAAGGUUUGCCUCCACCACUUCCCAACUCUGUCCCACACAGGGUUUGGAUCUGCCCCCCAGGGGUGUGCCCGUGAUCUGACCUCUCGCUCCCACCAUCCUUGCUAUAGAAUGGCUGAGCUCUCUGGUUUUUCCUGAGGCAACAUGUACGUUAUUUGAUUCUGAAGCUCACUAACCUUCAUGGGUAGUGGCGCAUAGAGAUGCUUCUUUGGCUCUUCACCUUAGGAAAUUUGUGGCUCCGCUUCUGUCAGAGCUUUUGGACCCGGAAGAUGUGGGUGAGUGGCCCCCAGUCCCUCAGGAUGAGCUGGUGGCCAGGGUCAUCUUGGGGAAUCGUGUUUCUAGAGGUUUAUUCUAAGAGCUGCCAUAGACUCCAACAUCCUUCUGUCCCUGCAUCUCAGGGUCCUAGGUGUGGCUCCUCUCUCUCAUCUCUUACUUCUUUUUCUUUAUCAGCUUCCCUCCUAAUUUUGGUGAGUUCUUUGCUCCCCUUGAUUCCUGGUCUCCCCUGCCUCUGUACAUCCGAUUAGCCACUGUGUCAGCUGACUUCAUCAUCCCUUCCUUCCACUGUCACACAACCCCCACCAGGCUUCUCAGCUCACCAGAUCACCUAGUGUGUGCCUAGUCCUAGAGGUGGAAGGAAACGCCCACUGGGGGCCCUGCCCUGGGGUAGUAGCUAUUGUGUCUUCUGUCCGUAACUUUGUGUAUUUACCUGGUCACUGGUUCAGGAGAGCUGGGCCUGCCUGGAGUGCUGUGAGGUUCCUCGUUGGUAUCAACUCCUAAGGACCCAGUCCUGGAGCUUCUCCUCUUUCCAGUUUUCAGAAAUAGCCUCCCUGUAGGUGGGCCCUGCUACCUCUGGCCUCAGGACCUUGGAGGCACAUCUACUCUGGGGGUGACGCUUUCUUUUUCUUCUUAUCAUGGAGAUUCACCUAAGGGCAGAGAAUUCCAAAGAGCUAGGAACCUCAAACUCAUUUCUUUGUGGGUUUGGGGGGGAGGGGCGUGGGCAAAACCAAUUCUGCUUGUUUUACAUUAAUGAAUUUGUCUUAACUUUUUCCCCUAAAAAUAAAAAUUAAGCUUAUCGACGUGUCUGCCCUCAUGACAAACGAUUUCGGUCCCUGGGCCGGAGGUGGGGAUUUCCAGGAAGUCUCUCUGGGCGGAGUCCUCCUUUCUCACCGGCACUGCUCAGACCACCCAGGACAAGCCCCGUCUCAGCAUCGACCUCACCAGCAAGGUCUUUCCCAUCCUUGGCAGCUUCCCCCAUCAGGGCUGGGGGAGAGCGAGAGGCAGCCACCAGGACUGUCUGAGGUCACACAACUUCAGGUUGGACUUGAAUUUCUUGCAUCUAGGCUAAUUGGUGUGUUGAUGCAUCCACCUCUAGAAAUUAUAAAGUGGCUCACCCGGGAGCCCUGGGUCUGUUGCCAGUGGUAGAGGGAGGAGAGCUCUUCUCAGUGGGUUCCAGCAGACUGCCAGCCGGGGCUCAGAGGACCAGCCUCUCCCACUGUCUCCUGAGCCCAGGCUUCUUGGCCGUUACCUUCCCCCUGCUCCAUGGCAGCUAUCACGGAUCUCUCCUUUAUGUACCGCUGGUUUAAGAACUGCAAUCUGGUGCGCAACCUUUCAGACAAGUACGUCUUCAUCACGGGCUGUGACUCGGGCUUCGGGAACCUGCUGGCCCGGCAGCUGGUCGAUCGGGGCAUGCGGGUGCUGGCUGCUUGCUUCACAGAGGAGGGUGCCCAGAAGCUUCGGCAGGAUACCUCUUACCGGCUGCAGACCAUCCUCUUGGAUGUCACCAAGACCGAGAGCAUACAGGCAGCGACCCAGUGGGUGAGAGACCAAGUGGGCGAGCAAGGCCUCUGGGCCCUGGUGAACAAUGCUGGUGUAGGCCUGCCCAGUGGACCCAAUGAAUGGCUGAUGAAGGAGGACUUCGUGAAGGUGAUCAAUGUGAACCUGGUAGGACUGAUCGAAGUGACCCUCCAUAUGCUACCCCUGGUCAAAAAAGCUCGGGGCAGGAUCGUCAACAUGUCCAGCUCUGGAGGUCGUGUGGCUGUCAUUGGUGGCGGCUACUGUGUCUCCAAGUUUGGUGUCGAGGCCUUCUCUGACAGCAUCAGGCGUGAGCUCUACUACUUUGGGGUGAAAGUCAGCAUCAUUGAGCCCGGGAACUAUCGAACAUCCAUCCUGGGCAAGGAGGGCCUGGUGUCCCGCAUGCAAAGGCUGUGGGAGCGGCUGCCUCAGGAGACCCGGGAUAGCUAUGGGGAGGAGUACUUCCGCAACUAUACUGACAAGUUAAAAAACAUGAUGCAGCUGGCAGAGCCAAGGAUCAGGGAGGUCACCAACAGCAUGGAGCACGCCAUCAUUUCCCGGAGCCCCCGCAUCCGCUAUAACCCGGGCCUGGACGCCAAACUCCUCUACAUCCCAUUGGCUAAGUUGCCCACCCCUGUGACAGAUUUCAUCCUGAGCCGGUACCUUCCAAAGCCAGCAGACAGUGUCUGAGCUGGGGAAGUCCAGGGAUGGUCAGUAGAGUGUGGAGGAGGGAGGGGGGUGGGAGAAGAGACUGUAGGGUCCCAAGAGGUGGUAUCAGACAUUCUGAGGGACGCUUUGCUUGGCUGACACCCACUGCCGGAGAAUUUAUGGAUAACUUCUAGCAGAAGACAACUGCCUCUUCCCACUUACUGGGACUCUGCAGAAACCCCAGCUGGCCUUUGCAGAUGCAAAGACCUACAGCAUGGCCCCAAGAACAUCUGUGACUCAUUAGGGAUACGGGUUUUUCUGGACGUGAAAAUGUCAAGGGGAGGAAACCGAGCUCCUGCUGAAUCAUGAGCCUCUGUCAGUUAUCACCAGCACUGGGAAAUACUGCAGGAUAGUCGAGCCCACAGAAGCAUCUCAACGACUUUCCUACUGAGUCUCUAAAUAUGCAUUAACCUCAUUCCCACAACCCAUUAUUUAAAAUAUGUAGUAGAGCAGACAGGGAGUGCAAGAUUAUAUCAAGUAAAAGUUUAUGAUGUUUUCUUUCUAUACAGAUCUCUCUGUUCAUAGAUGAUUGGGAUCCACAUAAAAUAACAUUCAUUUAUUUAAUCACCAUUGAUUAAUUUUUCAAGUAUUUAUUGAGUGCCUGCAACAUACCAGGCACUAUGUAAGUGCUGGAAGGAUGUAAUGAGGAUUAAAUCAUGGUCUUGGGUUUUUUUGUUUUUUAUUUUGUGGUUCUGUUUUUUAACACAAUAUCUAGUAGCAGAGAUAGGACAAACAGUGACAGAAGAAACAGAAAUCAGAAAAUCACAUUUUUAGCUACGAGGAACCCAGAGGCCAUCUAAUCCAGUAGCUCCCUGUACAUCAUAAAUCGCCUGGUUAGUUAAAAAUACAGAUUCCUGGCCCCAAUGUUAGAUUAUCUGAUUCAGUAGCUUGGGACGGGGCCCAGGAAUCUGUGUUUGUAACAAGGUGAUGAUUCUGAUGUCCUUGGGUGCAUGGGAACCACCGAUAUAGCUCCACAGUAGUACCGAAUGCUCAGAGGAGGAAGUGACCUAUCUAAGGCCUCCCAAGGUGAUGGCCAAGACAAAACUCAGUGUUCAGAUUCCCAGAGUUACAGUUACAGAGAAUACAUUUUUGACAUUAGUAACAUUGUCAAAUAAGUCAUGAAACUAAAUUAAAAAAAAAAAACACCAAACUUCUAAGUCAUGUGAAGUUCUAUUGAAAAGACGUUUUUGCUCUUGAGAGUGGUCAUGUAAUAAAAGUCAAAUGUGAAUUUUUAAAAUUAAAAUUUCUUUAUUGGUGUCUCUUCAACAUCCAACUGAACUGGAAAAUGACAAAAUGAAUGUUUAAUUACCUCUGCAGAGACCUUUUCUCCAAAUAAGUUCACAUUCAUGGGUUCCAGGAAUUAUGGCUUUAGUAAUAAAGAAAGGACAGGAUUCAGUGUUUGAAUAAUAGCAUCGAGGAUGCAGAUUCUUUCUACUUUGCUCUGCCACCCAGUUUUGGCUUUAUCCCACUUAUCUUUAGUUGUGGUGUGACUGCCAAUGGCACUGGGAACUCUGUGCUUUUCCAUUCACAAUUUACUGGAGAAGAAAGGGCCUGUCUUUCCAUGGCAUUAAAGAUUAAGAAGUCUAUUUCCCAGAGCCCUCACCAAGACUCUCCUUGAGACACAAAUUUGUCCCCAGUUGGCUUAGAUUUGUCCAUCCCUGAACAAAUCAUGGGCAAGGGGGUAAGUUGCCAUGAAUAGUUUAGAUUAAUUGGGACAUGGUGGGGAGUGAGUCAUAAUGCCUACUGCCCAGGAAAAUUCAAAACUUAGACUCUGUUAUUAAGAGAGUUGAA